CAGCGAAAUGACAGAAUAUCACAUUCGUCAACAUGCUCCGAUUCCUGGUACUUGCUGUCCUUGUUGUCUGCAGCCUGGGAGCUGCCCCCCGCCUCAGACGUCCGCGUCUUGACGGACGAAUUGUCGGCGGUGAAGCCGUUGACAUUGCCGACUAUCCGCAUCAGCUCUCCUUCGAGUACAGCAACAGCCACAGAUGUGGUGCUUCGAUCAUCAGUGCAAACUGGGUCAUAACAGCAGCUCACUGUGUUGAUGGAGUUACGGCUUCUCGUGUCCAAUUCCGAGCUGGCAGCAGUACCAGGGGUACAGGUGGUUCCAUCCACCCAGCAGCUGAACUCAUUGCCAACCCAGAUUACGAUUACUACACAAUCGACUUCGACGUAGCUGUCGCCAGGGUGUCAGUUGCCUUCAGUUACGGUACUGGGGUUCAGCCAAUUGCACUGGCCGUCUCAGAACCUAACGCUGGCGCUGUUGCAGAGGUUAGUGGCUGGGGAACAUUGUCCUCCGGAUCAUCGUCUCUACCAACACAGCUUCAGGCAGUAACAGUAAAUAUUGUAUCCUUCGCGCAAUGCAAUUCCGCGUAUUCGAGCUACGGUGGGAUCACCUCAAAUAUGAUCUGCGCUGCCGUGACCGGCGGAGGCAAGGACGCCUGCCAAGGUGACUCUGGCGGCCCUCUGGUCGUUGACGGAGACCUGGUCGGCCUUGUGUCCUGGGGAGUUGGCUGCGCCGAGGCAUCAUACCCCGGCGUGUACUCCAACGUUGCAGCUCUCAGAGACUUCGUCACGCAACAAACUGGUGUUGGCCGAAAAUUGAUUUUAGUAUCACUUCACUCGACUCCAGUAACAGAUGUCACCCAGUUCUUCAACACAGCAACGUUAGUGUACACACCAGGGAACCCAGCUCUGCCGCAGUCAUCACCCCACGAGACAAUACCAGAGAGUUUGCCGUUGGCCAUCAGAGGGCCUCCUGAGUCUCCCUGGCAAGAAUCUUUUCCGCCAGCUGUCACACCGGCACACAACAUGCGUGGUGUGAUACCCUCGUACUCCCAUAUUCAACGUCAGAUGUUAAAUGUUAGUGAAGUUGGAGACGAUUUGAAAUCUAUCACCAUGUUUCACAUAUUGGCUUUCACUUCAGUGAUUCUUGCUUCUUGUUCAGGAACAGAGCUUCAUCCGAAUAGCCGUAUUGUCCAGGCAUCCGUGUCGGACCCAUGGGCGAUACCAUACCAGGUGUCCAUAGAAUUCAGUCAUGCACAUCGCUGUAGCGGUUCUAUGGUUAGCCCUACUUGGGCACUGACUGUGGCCCACUGCAUUAAAGAUCUGGAUUCCUCGGAGUUGACUAUCCGAGCCACUGCCCCGAUGAGAAACAUACUGGGACAAAUUCGUAAUGUAUCAUUUUACGUACUUCACCCAAAAUAUGAACCAGAAACCAUGGACUACGACAUCGCUCUUAUAAGGCUUUCUGAAGAGAUUGCUUUCGGAAAUACAACAAAUAACACUGUCACCAUAGCAACAGAGGUUCCGUUCGAGGGCAAUAUUGCGAGAGUAAGUGGAUGGGGUUCACCUUACCCUGGGGCAUGGUUAUCUCCACUACUCACUGAAAAGAACGUGACGAUCGUGUACUUCAACGAAUGUCAGUAUGCUUACAGCGGCAUUAACAAUUUAGUCACGGAGCGUAUGAUCUGUGCCACGAGUACCAGCGGUGGUCCAUGCCAGGGUGACACCGGGGACCCUCUGGUCUUCGAAGAAGAGCUCAUCGGUGUGAUGGCCUGGAGCUACGGUUGUGGCGAACCAAAGUUCCCGACAGUAUACACUGACGUCACCAAAUUCAGGGCCUGGGUCUCAGACUAUACUGGCCUUGAAUUUUAAUGACUGUGAACGUUCAUUUGUUUAGGCAUUGUUUUGUUGUUCUUCAACACUAAGUAUGUAAAUAAAGUUUCAUGAUUGUGCUUUGCGAGGUAA
Molecule: messenger RNA, 1955 nt
Organism: Zootermopsis nevadensis
Lineage: Eukaryota; Metazoa; Arthropoda; Insecta; Blattodea; Termopsidae
Product: transmembrane protease serine 9
Biological process (GO): proteolysis
Molecular function (GO): serine-type endopeptidase activity
Source: RefSeq, a predicted model, not a curated record